This is a messenger RNA of Epinephelus lanceolatus (giant grouper), 5141 nucleotides long. It is a transcript of the gene il23r, whose product is annotated as interleukin 23 receptor. Gene Ontology annotation, molecular function: protein binding. The record is from RefSeq and is a predicted model, not a curated record. NCBI's taxonomy places the organism in Eukaryota, Metazoa, Chordata, Actinopteri, Perciformes, Serranidae.
AGCAGUUUCAUGUAGGAACUAUUUUCUAUCUAUCAAACUGUAGUGCUGUAUGAAACUGCUCACAACAAGGUCUGUGGAUUAUCUUGAAUAUUUGGGUCAUGAUUUCUGGAAAGAGACAUUGCUGUUGAGUUUCUGAAAGACAUUUUUUUGGGGCAGAUUGAACACUGCAGGCCAAUCUAGUUCUAUAUAUUGGAGAGAAGGCAGACAUCUCUACAGCCAAUAUCUCCAGCACUCAGCAACUAACAAGACUGCACUACAGGUAAAAUGUUGGGGUGAACUGUCUCUUUAAAUAUAACUAAUGCAGCAAAUAUUAAAAUAGACUUAUAAGACUUUAUUAAUCCCACACUGGGGAAAUCAGAAGAAAAGAAUAAAGGGAAGAGAACAAAGGAAAAAAUGAGUAAAGUGCUAAAUAGGAUAAAAAUAUGCUAAAAUACAAAUAAGAUCAAAUAAAGAUAAAUUAAUAUAAAAUCUGUCUUCACCUUUCACUCAUACAGAUAUUAUAUGUCCAUGACUGAUAGUUGCACAGGAUAUAUACUGCAUCACACACGCUGUGUCGUAUUUCUUCACUGUCAAUAUAUAGAAAUAUAUAACUGUUGUUGCAUACGUAACUCUAGAUGUUACCAGUGUAUUGAACUGAAAUAUACAAAAGCAUCCUUUCCAGUUGUUUUUGUCUUCAAUCACUGCACGCUGGAUUUGUCUGAUUUGCUUUAAUUUCACGUGAGUAAAUAAAAAAAUCCAGAGAUUUAGCUUGUGUUUCUCGUUCAGACGGCUGUGUGUUCAUGUUCACACUGUGGUUUCAGUCUGAGGUUUUCAGGUGAGAAAAACACUCGAAGUAGAGCCAACAGCAUACAGUCAGUGUCAGUGCUGCUUACCAACCUGAGCACGUGUGAUAUCUGCUGUUAUUAUAAAUGAAGUCUACAGUGAACUGGAUGUUUCAGUCAGAUUCUGUGGAGUCUGAAGUUUGUGUGACAGAAAAUCUUAAUAAACAGUUUCACCUAUAUUUGGUGUCUUCAGCAUGAAGCACUUCACAAAUGAAAAGCAGCACUUUGAGCUGUUUUUCUUGAACUGAACCUUAACCUUUUGAAUGUCAAAUCUUAAAAUGAGCUAAUUUCAUGCUUGAGGUCUCUUUUAUCUUCACAUGAAUACACACCUUGUUUCACUUCUGGGUUUUCCCUGUAAAGCUUUUGAAGUUAGAAGCGGAAAAUAACCAGUGAAAGGAAAUCAUAAAAAGCUUGAAAAAGCCUCCGUCUCUGCUGAUUUUUCCUCAAACACAGUCGACACAGGGACUAUGAACAUCAGCAACCAGCCAAAUGAGAAGAGACCUCUUUCACACUGACAGUGUAAGUUUGUUUUAUAAACUUUAAAGACAGAUCAUGUGCAUUUACUGUCAGUUUAGAGACAGCAGUGAAUGUAAUAUGGAUCAACUGUGUUUGCCUUGUUGUUCAUCAGCACAUUUUAAGUUACUGUAAAAGCUCUUUGAAGUGUCGGACUUGUGGAAACAAAAUAAUGAGGUUGCUGUGAAGCUACGGUCAGCAUCUUUUUCAAAGUUAAAAACUGAUGUCACGCAGCAUGUUACAUGUCAGGUUGAUCACUUGAUUAUCUGCUAACUGCAGCACGUUUAAUGGGAGCAGCUUCUCAGCACACUGACAUUUAAAGACUUUGUGGUGAUGAAAAACAGGCAACUUAAGUAGGGCACUGAAGUACUGACUCUAACGUUCAAAGUUUAUGCAUUUACCCAGAUACCACCAAACUAGGUCACUGGCCUCCUUAAGAUGUUUCAUUCUUACAGCAGAGAUCAUUCUAAUCAGAUGCGUCUCACAAGGCAAGCCAUCUGAGGAAGAUGUUACGAUGAAGAGAAAUGUGUCCUGAUAAGAAAACCUUAAAGCCAUUAAGAAGAAAAGCAGACGGCAUGAAAUUCUGUGCAUGUGUGACAGAGCCAUGACUGGAGCUGCCUGUACUUCUGUAAAUGUUUAUCAGACACAAACUUCUACUUAAAAAGAUGAGAAGUUCAACUAAACACUGUGCGUCUUCCUCAUGGUAGACAGAACAUCUCCUGUCGGCAGAUGGCUGAGCUGCUGAGUCAUCCUGAGUGGGUUCUAAGACAUUAAGAAAGAUGAGCUGAGAUGAAUCUCCCCUCACACCCCUGGAGAUUCGUUAUUAUACUCCUCUGUUUUUCCAUUGAGCGUUUCCCUCUGCUCCCUGCUGGCUGCCAGCAUUUAAACGUCCAUGGCCACGUGACAGUUGAACCAGCUCCGCCCUUCCUGUUGGGCUCAAACCUGACCGUGUACUGCCACGUCACAGACAUCGUAUCAUGUCACCGGAGUUUCAAAAUAUACCUGGAGCUGAACGAUGAGACUGUGAAUUCUUGGGAGAGAGUCAGCUGCACCUCGAUGAUAUUCAGUCUGUUCAAUGUCUGGAAGCCGCGAUCGAAAGUGAUCUGCAAGCUGAAGACUGAUCAGCUGCCUAAGAUCGUCGAUGGAAAGGACCUUCAUGGCGGGCUCCCUCCAGAUAAACCUGAAAAUAUUACCUGUGAAACGUCACGGAGCUCAGAUUUUAUAGGCUGCUCAUGGGAGAGAGGACAGGAAACGUACCUCCCUACGACCUACAACAUUUCAGUCUACAGAGAAAAUGGGACCCAAAUACUGUCGGAUCAGAUCCAGGACGCUGGAGAAAUCACCAUACAGCGAGCAGCGAUAGACGAAAACACUACAUACCACUUGAAUAUCACCGCUUACAACCACUUAGGAGCAUCACGGUCUGAUCCAUUCGUCCUCUGUGUAAAGGAUAUAGUGAUACCGGAGAGCCCUCGUAUUGUGCAGGUAGAAUUUGGGAAUAACUCAGCGGCUGUGUUGCAAUGGGAAACAGCUGACUCCUCAGAGCAUCUCACAUCUGAUGUCAGGCUCCGCACAGAUAAAGGCUCCUGGGAAGUGAGAGCGGGAACAGAGCUCAGUGGGGGUCUGAUACGAGUUGACGGUCUGAGGCCUCUGACUGAAUAUGAGUUCCAGAUGAGAACAUGUCACUCACCAUCAGGACGCACUAACAUGCCCAGGUUAACCUCCGGCAAAAGAUUGUCUUGCAGCAAAUGGAGCCCAUCCAUCAAAGGGACAAGUCCUGGAAAAGGUCCAUCUCAGCAGUUGCAUGUGUGGAGGAUGUUAGGCGGCACAGUGACAAACCAGCAGCUGGAGGUGACUGUUCUGUGGAAGCCUCCACCUCCAGAGGAUUACAGUGGAGCGUUACAUCAGUACAAGAUCUUUCUAGGUAAUGACCACAAACAGGAAGUGACCUGUCGUGCUGCUUUGAGUCAGUUUUCACUUCCAGUACCAGCCGAGGUCCAGGCACUGAGCAUCAGUGCUGUCACCUCGUAUGGGUCGUCUCCACCGGCUGAGGUGCCACUCAGACACUCAGGUGAUUCUGGACCUGUUCUGAGACAGCUGGUUCCUGCUCCUGCUGACAGAGCUGUGUUUGUCUCCUGGUCGUGGCGAGGGAACAAACACUGGUCGACAUCUGGAGACCUGCUGCUGUACUAUGUGUUAGAAUGGACAAGUGUACCUGCCGCCGCGCUGCAGUGGAAACGAGUGGCUAAAGAUCAAAACAGCACUUCCAUCACAGGUCUGACUGCAGGUGUGAGGUACAACAUCUCUCUGUACGCUGUGACCAGCAGAGGUGUCAGUGCUCCAUCAUCCAGGCUCGUCUACUCUGAAGAGAAGAAGCCUGUGUCUGGUCCCAGUUUGUCAGUACCGGCUCAUGAAGCCAGACAGAUCCACAUCCGCUGGGACGAGCUGCCUGUAGACAAGCGGAGAGGCUUCAUCACAAACUACACCAUCUACCUCCAGACGCUGGACUCCAGCAACACAAAACUCAGCGUGACGGUGUCCGCCGACGGCCCCAGACAGAUGUGGUUGGACUGUCCUGAAGGAGCUCUGGCUGUGCAGCUGACUGCAUCUACCUCAGCAGGAGAAGGGCAGCCGGGGAACCGGGUCUGCUCUCAGCCUGACACCCCUGCAGUCGGCCUGGUGAUUGUGACUGUUAUCGUCCUCGCUCUCUUCGUAGCGAUCAUAGCCAACCUGAUGUGCUGGAGCUGUGUGAGGGAAAGGAUCAAACAAACAUGUAUAUCCUGUGGACCUGCCUGCCUCGAUGAGAAGUUACCAAAACCAGGAAACAGUAAUGCAAUCAGACUGCUGGAGCAGUAUGGAAGUGAACUGUCCUUCUCGUCCACCGACGGCGACCCGCCGCUGUCCCCGAUCAGUUUAGUCUCCCAGGAAGAGAGGGAUGAAAUCUACCCCAACAUCCACGUUGAAAUAUCUCAGGUUGAAUCGGGACAAUCCACAGCGGAGACACCUCUGCUAACGUCACAUCUCCAGACGAUGCUCGUCGACGGACAGCUGGAACACGUCAGCUACAAACCUCAGAUUGCUACGGUGCUUCCACAAGGAGAGGAGGUGAAGGAGGCAGAAGAGGAGCAGAGGGAUGUACCCACUAGUGUGGAAGAAAACGGAUGUGUGUUUAGAGGAUUCCUGGGAGACUUUCUGUCCACUGUGGAGGUGGAUUGCACUGGUCCACCUGUGGGGCUGACUCUCAGCUCUGUUGGCGAACUUUUGUGGACCAAAACACCUGGAACAACAAGUUUCUUGAACAGAGGCUUGUUAGUGGGGGCGAGAGAGACUGAGAACAACGUGGAAGCAGACUCUCCCUCGCUGGAUUUACAGCAGGGUGAAAUAAUGACGACUGACACAGAGGAUACUUGUUUAUCUCAGUAUACAGCUGACACAAUACUGACUGGUGGUUAUUUCCCCCAAGUACCUGCUGUGAGCGACACUGAACUCUGUGACACAUAGAGGUGGCAGGGAUGACGGGAAUGACACAAAGAGGACAAUCUGCACUACUAAACGGAUUUUAUAGAAAGCAUUAUAUUCAAGCACCACCUCAUUUCAAGUGAUGACCUCAGCGAAUUUGUGUAAUCGUAGAAAAUCAUGCUUCAGGUGAUCUGUGAUUAUCACUGUAUCAGGUCUGUUCUGUUCAAGUUACUAAAUGGAUCAAAAAAUGUUUAUACUGAGUUUGAAUGUUUUUCCAGUAAGUGUGUAGCAAUAGUCAUUAUAGUUAUGUUGGCACCACUUUCUAUAAAGACAUACUUUAUAAAGUAA